GAAUUCUGUAUCUUGGUGAGUCAUUCCUGUUGCUGAGGUCUGCCUGGACAGCAUGCAAAACGGCAGUGGUUCAGAAAGUGAUGAAGAACUGGAAUUCAGGGAGACCCAGGCCCCCUUCAGAAACCCACCUGUUCCCUUCACUGGGAGGAUCGUAGGGGGUCUCCAGGAUGGACACAAGGUCACCGUCAUGGGGCAUGUUCCUUCCAGAGGCGAAAGAAGGUUUUCAGUGAACUUUCAGAGGGGCCACCACGACCGUGAAAUUGCCUUCCACUUCAACCCUCGGUUUGAAGAGGGUGGGUAUGUGGUCUGUAACACAAGGCAGCUAGGAAACUGGGGGCCGGAGGAGAGGAAGAUGCAGAUGCCCUUCCAGAAGGGGAGUCCAUUUGAGAUCUGCUUCAAGGUAGACAGGUCUGCGUUCAAGGUGACGGUGAAUGGGAGCAUGUUCUUGGUUUAUGUACAUCGUGUGCCCUUCGACCAAGUCAACGCCAUCUCCAUCAAGGGCGGUGUGAAUGUGUUCUACAUCAGAUUCCAGAUAUAGAAAUCCCUACCACGUGGAAGAUGUUCACUGCAUGGUGCUCACACGGUCAUAGAACCCAGAAGCUUGAUGAUAUUGGCUGCUGAUUACCUCACCACCAACCAAUCAGAAGACAUCCAUGAGCUGAUCACACACCCCUCACCCUUUCCCUCACCCUGUGUUUAAGACCAUUUCCCUGAAAGUCAUCCUGGAAUCUGGGUUUUUAAGCUGCCUUGGCUCCUUGCUUGGUACCUGCAAUAAAUGCCGCACUUUCCUUCAUCAUAA
Molecule: messenger RNA, 799 nt
Organism: Capra hircus (goat)
Lineage: Eukaryota; Metazoa; Chordata; Mammalia; Artiodactyla; Bovidae
Product: galectin-9B-like
Exons: 5
Coding region: 53-538 (161 amino acids)
Molecular function (GO): carbohydrate binding
Source: RefSeq, a predicted model, not a curated record